Messenger RNA from Didymodactylos carnosus, 1599 nucleotides. The record is from the annotation of a GenBank genome assembly. NCBI's taxonomy places the organism in Eukaryota, Metazoa, Rotifera, Eurotatoria, Philodinida, Philodinidae.
GGCGUUUGUUUUUGAGUUUACCUGCUAUGUACUAUUCAGAGAUGUCAGAAUAUCAGUACGCAGUGUAUUCUCAAAAGAGACUAUCUGCUAGGGUUGGUGUAUUCUCGUCGAGAAUACACCAGAAUACGCAAAUAUAUAAAUAUCUAUAAAAUAUGCUGGGCUUGGUGUAUUCUCAUUGACAAUACAGGAUAUAGUAUCGCGGUCGGGCGAGGGAGGGUGCAGCAUGAGAGUGAGCCACUAUGCAACAUUUGUGUAUUGUCAAUGAGAACACGUCAAGCCAAGCACAUUUUAUGGAAAUUUAUAUAUUUGCGUAUUCUGGUAUAUUCUCGUGUAUUGGCAAUGAGAAUAUACUAAGCCCAGCAAGUUUGGAAAAAACAGUCUCUUUUUGAGAAUACACUGCGCACUGAUAUUCUGACACCCCUCGCACAAACUGGUACAUAAUUGUACAGUUUCCACUUACUGUCCAGUUUUUGAGCUCUUAUUUUGAUACAGUAACUUGAUUUUUCUGCAGAUACAUACAUACAUACAUACAUACAUAUAUACAAAGAACACAGGAAGGUGGAAAUCAAAAUUUUACCAUUGUGUUAAGUGCCUCAAAUAUGCUUGACAAAAAGUACGCAACGCUAUGAUGAAAAACGUGACGCUCUGACAUUUAAAUUUUGUAUUUUUCAGGCAAAUCUAAUAACCUAGAUGAAACAUUUUUUUACCAUUAGAAAGCCCGUGAGCUGCUCAACAGGAUCGGCUCAAGGAAUGUUCCGUUUGUAGAACUACUUUCGCAGCAAAUCAGGAUUUUCAUAGCAGUACUCUUAAAAACGGGUCCUUUUUCGUAAUGCCGUGACGCAACACUAAACAACACGCAAUACUCCUUCUCAGAGUCCAAUGCAACAUCCAAAAAACGUCGUUUUCACAGUAUGAGUAGAGCAUGAUGAACUACGUCGAUUGACGUUUGAACGAACUUUCUAGCUACGUUAGUUUCCCAGAUAACCGAAAUUUAGUGCGUCAAAAACUGGACAGUAGGUCGGAAACUGUACCACUAUGUACAAAUUGUACAUAGCAAGUAAACUCAAAAGCAAAUACGCCAAUUUUUGUAGAGAAUAUUCUCUACAAAAGUAUAUUUUUAGAAAUUUGUUUUAAAAAAUAUUUUUGUAAAUCGGUUUCUGAAAAGUUCAAAACCAGAUUUUUUGGAUGAAAAAUGAGUUUCAAACGGGUUCUUAGAAUAAAAAGCUGAAUCUAAUUAUGUGUUCAAAACUUUCGAUAUCGAAAAAGUUUUUUCAAAAACUUGAUCAGCAAAGUGUACCGUUACGUGGACAAGCCGCAAAAGAGCCUGCUCUUCAGAUCGUUCUCAAAUUCCAGAAUAUAACAAGUCUGUUACUUUAACUACUGACGGUUAAAUUCGAGUAUGAUAGUAUUCUUAUGUCCUAAUGCCGUUGUGUCCUAAUGUUCACUAAGUAUCAAGUAUUCCUCAUAUUUUUUAGCUUUCGCCGAAAUGAAAAUGGCUCACUCGUUCAUCUUAAAUUUACAACAAGCGAUGAUGCUACAAAAGAUGAUCUCAAACAAUAUACAACAAUUUAUAAAAGUAUGCUUUUAAGUCAUGAAUGA